UGCGUUUGCGUACUAGUUCUGUUACAGUAAUAAUAUAUAUAUAGUCUAUGCAGCUGUGGCUUGCGGUGUUUCAUGUUGACACCGUGAAAUCUGAAAAAUUAAAAAAUGGAAACACGCAUGCGACACGAUAUACCACAAAAUGCCAUACUAUUGACAAAAAUGGAGGCUUUAUCCAAUCAAUUAGAACUUAUUAAAACCUGGAAUCCACGAAGCGAAGUAUGGUCGCUAUUAUUUGGACGAGCUAUUCUGACUUCAGCGGCUUCAUUAACUGGGUUUUACAUCAAUCAACGAUUUAGAAGAAAAUUAAAAUUCCGGAAUUUCGGUGUGUUCCCCACAAUGGCUGGUGUUACAACUGGUCCAGCUGUAGCGACAACACUUCUUUACACAGAGAUAAUCCUGAAUAAAAUGUUGUUAUUGGAGAUUUCUUGUCCUAUAUGCCUGGAAUCCAGGUCUAUUUUGUUACAAGCUUCUACUGGCUUGCUUCUUCCAUUGAUACUAGUACCAUUCGCAAAUUUUUCUAUUGGUGCUCGCAGUGGGAUGCAUAACAUACCACAUAUAACUGAUGUGAAAGGAAUAUUUAGAAUUAUUUCAUCAGUCUACAAGCCAAUGAUACCUGUAAUUGCAACAAUUUUCACUUUUCAUGCACUGUUAGCUGGUUUUAUAACACACUCACAAAUUAAAUCUUUUCUUCACAUACUGGAUGUGCAAAAUUUUAUAGAGCAAGACAGAAGAGAUCAGAAAUUUUCAAAGGCUUUCUAACUUUAUGUAAUAAAACAAUAUAAUAUAUUGUUGUAAUUGUAAUAAAAUAUAUGUAAAUUAAAGAAAUAUCUUUUUCGGUUUAACUGAUUUUAUUGCAUUCUAAGAAUAAGUCUCAUUAAUUAUUAUCAUG
Molecule: messenger RNA, 889 nt
Organism: Nylanderia fulva
Lineage: Eukaryota; Metazoa; Arthropoda; Insecta; Hymenoptera; Formicidae
Product: transmembrane protein 126
Biological process (GO): mitochondrial respiratory chain complex I assembly
Cellular component (GO): mitochondrion
Source: RefSeq, a predicted model, not a curated record